Messenger RNA from Gadus macrocephalus (Pacific cod), 2534 nucleotides. Its product is annotated as heparan sulfate glucosamine 3-O-sulfotransferase 5-like. The transcript is spliced from 3 exons. Bases 480 to 1688 code for a protein of 402 amino acids. Gene Ontology annotation, molecular function: [heparan sulfate]-glucosamine 3-sulfotransferase activity. Lineage: Eukaryota; Metazoa; Chordata; Actinopteri; Gadiformes; Gadidae. The record is from RefSeq and is a predicted model, not a curated record.
GGGGGUUGUGGAUGUGAUGUUUAUUCCAUCUGCUGGAUGAACACAACCUAGUCGCACCCGUUCAUCUCCCACGGCGGUCCACCACUCAGAGGGCAGGAAAGGGAGGAUUAAACUCUGAGUGUGAUGGAAGACACACCUUCAGGGUUCCCCCGGAGAACAGAACAGUUAGGGAACGCUGUAGAAAGGAAUGGGCCUCGAUGGAACAUCAGAGGAAGGUUCUGCCUCAGGGGUCUGGUCCGUCAUGGAGACCCAGUGGUUCUGUGUCCCAGCGCCUCCUAGUGGCUGCCCUUAUGUACCACUCCUGAUGUGUGCGUGUGUCCCUGCGUGUGUGUGUGUGCGUGCGUGUGUCCGUGCGUGGGUGUGUGUGUGUGUGUGUCCGUGCGUGUGUGUGUGCAUGUGUGUGCAUGUGUCCGUGCGUUUGCGUGCGUGUGCGUGUGUGUGCAGGCUGACGUGUGCGUCCUGAAGGUAGAUGGAGGGCUAUGCUGCUCCAACAACAGGCGCUGCUGAGACAGAAGCUCCUGGUCCUGGGGAGUCUGGCCGUGGGUAGCCUGCUGUACCUGGUGGUCCGCGUGGGCUCUCUGGACAGACUGCAGCCCACCUGCCCCCUGGACGGCAGUCUGCGGCCCCCCGACGCGGGGCAGAUCCUGCUGCGCUCGCUGCAGUUCAAGCGCGUCCUGCUGCUGCAUGAGCUGCGCAAGGGCAACGGCACGCCGGAGAUGGUGCACCUCCGAGAUCCGGAGAAGGUGCACCUCCAAGAUCCGGAGAAGGUGCCACUCAGCGAUCCAGAGCAGGUGCACCUCCAAGAUCCGGAUCAGGUGCACCUCCAAGAUCCGGAGCAGUUCCACCUCCAAGAUCCGGAGCAGGUGCACCUCAGAGAUCCAGAGAAGGUGCACCUCCACUCGCCAGUGCAGCAGCUCCCUCGCGCCCUCAUCGUGGGCGUCCGCAAGGGAGGCACGCGCGCUCUGCUGGAGAUGCUCAACCUGCACCCUGCGGUGGUCAAGGCCUCCCAGGAGAUCCACUUCUUCGACAACGACCAGAACUACGCGCGGGGCAUCGACUGGUACCGCGGCAAAAUGCCCUUUUCUUUCCCCCACCAGAUCACCAUCGAGAAGAGCCCUGCAUACUUCAUCACAGAGGAGGUUCCCGAGCGUAUCUUCAAGAUGAACUCCUCCAUCAAGCUGCUGGUGAUCGUGCGUGAGCCCACGACCCGGGCCGUGUCCGACUACACGCAGGUCCUGGAGGGCAAGGAGCGCAAGAACAAGACCUACCACACGUUCGAGGAGCUGGCGGUGGACGAGGCCACCUGCGAGGUGAACACCAAGUACAAGGCGGUGCGCACCAGCAUCUACACCCACCACCUGGAGCGCUGGCUGCACUUCUUCCCCGCGGAGCAGCUCCACGUGGUGGACGGCGACCGGCUGAUCAGCGACCCGCUGCCCGAGCUGCAGCUGGUGGAGCGCUUCCUCCACCUGCCGGCGGCCAUCGGCCGUUCCAACCUGUACUUCAACGCCACGCGCGGCUUCUACUGCCUGCGCUUCAGCCCGCUGUUCAACAAGUGCCUGGCGGGCAGCAAGGGCCGCACGCACGCGGCCGUGGACGCCUCCGUGGUGGAGAAGCUGCGGCGGUUCUUCCACCCGUUCAACCAGAAGUUCUACCAGAUCACCGGGCGGACCUUCGACUGGCCCUGACCUCUGGAGGGGGAACACUGCUGGCCAACGCCAGGGACGGACAUUCGGAGGAUCGAGCGCUUUGACCGGGUUCGUCGUUGCAGCCGUGACCAAAUAUUAAAAGAGGAUCACUUUUGGGGGACUUCGGGUUUUUUUUUGUUUACGUUGGGUGAAGGUGGCAAGAAGUUUGACACAAAGCUUCUAUUGAACCGUGGAUAAAGUUGUGGUCCCCGUCUUCGUCCACUGUUGGGAAAACUGAAUGGGUCUGAAAUGCGAAAGAGAUUCUGAUCUUUGACUGCUUUCUCAAAGAUAAGCAUUCGCUGACAUUCAUGCUAUGAUGCUUAACAGCUUUUAAAAAAGUCGUAAUUCCCAAUGAAAAGUCACAAUGAAUCGGUAAGUGGAAAAUGUAAACCUUACUUUAUAUCGUUUUCUUGUUUUAACGAUUCAUUGGUGCAUGCACCAGCGUUUCCAUGGCUAUGGUGAGCUGAGGGCGUCCUAUCUGUCGUUUCUGCAACUAUCUGUUGUACCCCACUUGCAAUUGAUUUCCAUGGAUGGCUGCUGUUAUUUUCUGCGUUGCCCAUCGGCCACAAGUUAAGCGACAAAAGAGUCAAACUUUAGACAUCAAAAUCAUGUCCGGGAGUUUUUUUGAGGCUUGGAAGACUUGUUUCGUUACUUUGUCGCUUUUUGAUGUACUUAGCUUUGGUACUCUGAUGUUUGGCCUUUCAGUCAUUUGGCGAAGAUAAAGCGGCACUACUAAACCUCCUCAUCGGGUCAGGGUGGAAUUAUGUCAGUUUAUUUGAAAAUAUUCACUCUGUAUCAUAAGUGUGUUGUUAAAAAAAUGGUUUAAUAAAAGAACAUUUAAAUCUG